Vitrella brassicaformis is the source of this 2620-nucleotide messenger RNA. The record is from the annotation of a GenBank genome assembly. Lineage: Eukaryota; Vitrellaceae.
UCAUCGACCCUCCAGUCGACCGUGCAGUUGACCGACGCUGCAGACAAACCCACACACAAGAGAUGCACAGCAUCCACUGCAAUCCUCCCGCUUGUCCAUUCGUCGGUUUGUCGUACCGACUUACCCUGCCCAGUUGAGGAAGUCAGGGAGGCUCAUGGCAUCAGUGUCUGUGGGAUGGAGCAGCUCAUGGGUAAAGGGGACGGAGAUCUUGUCACCGAACUCCAGGCCGAUCCUGUUGUCAACAUCUGCACACAGCCACAAAAACAAUGCGGUCAGCCUGUCGGUGGUUCCUCUCUCUGUUCUCGCUCGGUGGCUCGCGCACCCUUCAGGCUAUCCUUGCUCCAGAUGGGGUCGAGAUCACGCUUUAGCUUGCCCAGCUUGCGGGCGAAUUCGUGGCUCAGGCCCAGGUGCACCCACUCGAUGUCGGUGAGGUGCGGGCAUCCCUGAAUGAGGGAGGCGAAAUCCUCCUCCUCAUCGCGAGUAGACACGUACUCGACCGCUGCACACAAGGAGAGAGGGAUAGAGAAUUUAUCCAUCGAUGCAGCACGUGCAUGUGAGAGGCAUGAUUGCUUACACAGGGACUUGAGCUUGGGGGCACGCUUCAUAAUGUCCUUGGCACCUUCAUACUGAUGCCAGGGUGUGGGACCCUCCACUCGCAGGCGAAAAAGUGAUGGGAAUCGCCACCGCCACCCACGGAAGCUAAACGCACGCACACACACACAGAGGGGAUGAUCAGUGCAUAGCGGUGUGACAAUGAAGAGCAGUGAUGCUUACCCACGGCGAGCUGGCCACCGUUCAACGUAGAGGUCCUCCAGCUGUGAGAAGCACACCCUGGGCCGCGAUGUCGGCACGCCGUAGUAGUAAUCCUCGAAACCCGGGGUGUCGUCGCAGAGCUUCAUGCUCCUCACUGUGUCGCGGGAGGCCUCGAUGCACUUGAGAGGGAAGUCGAGGCGCUUCCAGUGAGUGCUGAUGUGCGCCGUCCGCAGCCGACCCUGCCACCAGACAGACAGACAGAGAUCAGCCAUGGUCACUUGACUUGGCUGGUAUGGUGUACUUGCGCACCAGUUUCUGCUUCAGUACAUCGAGGGCGUCUUGCUCUCUCAGCCGCUUGCUCGGCCGUCUGAGGUCCGCACCGCCCGUCACCCCCUCCCCGGCCGAGUCGUCCUCUCCCUCCCUCACCGAGUCGUCCUCCUUUUCCUUCUCUUCUUCAUCCUCCUGGUCCUCUUCCUGUUCCUCCUCCUCCUCGUCGUCGUCGUCGUCGUCUUCUUGUUGUUGUUCUUCCUGCUCCUCCUCAUCUUCUUCUAUAUCCUCCUCACUGCUGUCGUCGCCAUGGACGCCGAUGUCCUCGAGCGUCCGCCUGGCGUUCCUCCGAAUGCCCCGAUUCCACCACUCUCGCUCGUCCACACCAAUGACCAAGUGGCGGUACACGCCCCUCGUGUCGUCGGUGACGACCUGCUUCAUGGCCUGGUUGACGCGGGAGAGGGGCGCGGCGUCUUUGGUGGGCAUGAAGGCCAACACGAUGUGCGCCACGUCGGGCGGCAGGUCGUCCAGACUCGGACGACCGAGCUGACCACACACACAGGGGCCCACAUGUCAUGUGUGUGGAUGUUUGGGCUGAUUUGGUGUGGCUUGCCUGGGUUAUUGUGGCGUCUGGUGGGAGGGUUUUGGUGGCGAUGGGCUGCGGGAGUGGCGGCUUGGCGACUGCCACGUUGUCGAGUGUCUUGAUGAGACCCCGCAGCGUGUCGUGUCGCGACGCCACCGACUGCUCCACCGUCAUCAGCUUAUUCGACAGGCCCGGCACCUGCCAACACACAUCACCACUCACAGAGAGGAGGAGAAGGGCGUGUGUGUGUGUGUGUGUGUGUACCUUGUCGGCCAGUGUGGGAGUGACGUGUGGUCGCAUCUCUGACAGCACGGCCGCCGUCUGCGCCUCGAGCGAUUUGAUCUUCCUCAACAAGGGGACCAGCCGACAAACAUUCGCCCUGUCGGCCUGAUGAGAUGAACACACGGGCACACACAGAGCCAUCAAGUGUGUCUGUCUGCGUGUGUCGUCCCUGCAGGUGGCUGUGCUGCUGACCCAGUCUAUGACGGGAUGCACCUCUUGGUCCGACGGCUGGCCGCCAUCUACAGCUACACCAGUGCUACAUCCACCACCUGAGAGAGAGAGAGAGAGCGCAUCACAACAAAGGCAGCCGGCCAUCAAAGAGUGAGUCGGUCUGUUCCCUUCAUGGGUCCCUCUUCCCACCUCCAGCAGCAGCAGCAGCCGGCGAUGAGUCAUCAUUGUCCACACGCGGCCGCUUGCCGGCAUUCUCGUCAGCUCCGCCAGACAUCUGCAAACCAACAACAGAUCUGAGCUGGCUGCUCCUCUCUCUCUCUUUGGUUCUGUCGUGGUUGGCACGUACCUCCAUGAGUUGCUAUGGGCGAACCAGCAGAUGGGUCAUCUCGCGCUCGCCAACAAGACGUGCAACAAGCCGGGCUGGGAGGUCUCCACCGCUCUCUCGGCUGUACAGUGAGGAACGGUGGUCACCUCGGCAUCUCAGCUUUGCUCCAACUUCUCCUCGCGAGCAGACUGGAGCUUUGUGCCUUUUUUUGCUUGGUCUUUGCUGGUGACGAUUCAGCC